GACCAAAUCAAACUACUGAUCCUGAACAGUCUGGGGCUGAGAAAUGUUAUGGGCUACCUUUCCCAAAAUGUUCCUACCUGGCCAUUCAGAAUGACAUCCAAGGCUUUUUUCCAAUGAUGUAUUUGUGUGUCAGAAAUAACAUUCUGCAUAGCAGCCUGUCAAUAAAAAAGGUGGCAACCCUAGCAGGAAAGCCAGCUGGUGAUAGUGGAAUGUAUUUUAAACAGGCAUUUUAAUGACAUCAUACUGAUCUGCAUUGCGUAUAUUUGAAAACAAGAACAGGAAUACUUAUCUUUCUAGUGUGGCAGGGUUUAUACUCACAGCCACAGAGAAAAAGAGUACCUGGAGUUCCUCUAUGCACCAGACCUUGGCACUCCACAAUGGCCUCAAUCCUCCAGUGCUGCCCUUUCCUGACCCGGGACCCAACCAUCUUCCUGCGCAGAUGUUGCCCCCUGUUGGUCAGCAGUGCCCAACGCUGCCCUGUGAUGGUGGCCCACACCUUCUCUCAUUCUGCUCCUAGCUUGCAGCAUGGAAAAGAGAACCACGGACAUACUGGCUCUACUGUGCCGGCAGUGGUGCCUGUUCCUCUCCCCACCACUCAGUGCCCUUUCAUGGAGUCGGAGCGCCAAAGUGGCCAGAGUUCCUUUGUGCAAAAGGCAAAACCUGAGGUCCAGGAAGACCUCAGACCUUUCAAGUCAGGCAUGUGGCUGUCUGCAAUUAGAGAGACGCAAUCCAGCCUCAGGAGGAAGUUGCUUGACUCUGAUGAAGCGUCACAUCUGAUUCGGGACAACAUGCCAGCAGACAGCAAAGUGUUUGAUUAUGAUGAGUUCUUUGAGGGAAAGAUCCAAGUGAAGAAGCAAGAUCACACCUACCGGGUCUUCAAGACAGUGAAUCGUCAGGCUGACGCCUAUCCUUUUGCCGAGGACUAUUCUGGCUCCCAAGCGGAACCAUGCAAGGUGUCUGUCUGGUGCAGUAAUGACUACCUGGGAAUGAGCUGCCACCCUAAAGUGAUGGAGGCCAUCCGGGAUACUCUCAACCUUUAUGGAGCUGGAGCUGGAGGCACCAGGAAUAUUUCUGGCACCAGUAAGUUCCACGCGGAUCUGGAGCGAGAACUGGCCAGCCUACACAGCAAAGAUGCUGCUCUGCUCUUCUCCUCUUGUUUCGUUGCCAACGACUCCACCCUCUUCACUCUUGCCCGCAUGAUGCCAGGGUGUGAGAUCUAUUCAGACGCUGGCAAUCAUGCCUCCAUGAUCCAGGGCAUCCGAAAUAGUGGCGCUCCUAAGUUUGUCUUCCGGCAUAAUGAUCCCCAACACCUGGAGGAACUGCUGAGGAAGGCCAAAGCCAACACCCCAAAGAUAGUCGCCUUUGAGACUGUGCACUCCAUGGAUGGUGGCAUCUGCCCGCUGGAGGAAAUGUGUGAUAUAGCACAUCGCUAUGGAGCUAUCACUUUUGUGGAUGAGGUCCAUGCUGUGGGGCUAUAUGGGGCCCAUGGGGCAGGCAUUGGAGAACGUGAUGGAGUGAUGGGCAAAAUAGACAUAGUCUCUGGCACCCUGGGGAAGGCUUUUGGCUGUGUAGGUGGAUACGUGGCCAGCACCGCUUCCUUGAUUGACACAGUGCGCUCCUAUGCGGCUGGAUUCAUCUUCACUACCGCCCUGCCUCCCAUGGUACUGGCUGGGGCCCUGGAAUCGGUCCGUAUCUUGAAGAGCUCUGAGGGGCAGCGGUUGCGCCGCACCCAUCAGCGUAAUGUUAAGCGCAUGCGCCAGCUGCUUAUGGAUGCCGGGCUGCCUGUGGUCAGCUGCCCCAGCCACAUCAUUCCCAUAUGGGUUGGAGAUGCAGCCCUGAAUACCCACCUCUGUGACCUGCUUCUGUCUGAGUACAACAUCUACGUCCAAGCCAUCAAUUACCCUACCGUGCCUCGGGGGCAGGAGCUGCUACGGCUUGCUCCCUCGCCCCACCACACCACAACCAUGAUGGACUACUUUGUGGAGAAGCUCCUGGCAGCCUGGCAGGAGGUAGGCCUGGCUCUGCAGACUCCAGCCUCCCCCGCAUGCAACUUCUGCCACCGCCCGCUCCACUUUGCCCUCAUGAAUGAGUGGGAGCGGGAUUAUUUUGGCAACAUGAGUCCCCGCUACAUCACGCUUUGCUCCUGAGGAGUGCCUCCCAGCACCCAGGAGGACCGACGCCUGCAGCCCAAUGGGAACAGCGAAAAGCCUGCUAACACUGACGCCGCCAAACAGGAAAGAGGGUGCCUGAAUGCAAUAAAGCUCUGCAACUGUG
Molecule: messenger RNA, 2274 nt
Organism: Rhineura floridana
Lineage: Eukaryota; Metazoa; Chordata; Lepidosauria; Squamata; Rhineuridae
Gene: ALAS2
Product: 5'-aminolevulinate synthase 2
Exons: 12
Coding region: 378-2147 (589 amino acids)
Biological process (GO): hemoglobin biosynthetic process; erythrocyte development; heme biosynthetic process
Cellular component (GO): mitochondrion; mitochondrial matrix
Molecular function (GO): 5-aminolevulinate synthase activity; pyridoxal phosphate binding
Source: RefSeq, a predicted model, not a curated record